Messenger RNA from Malus domestica (apple), 5422 nucleotides. RefSeq lists its product as uncharacterized. The record is from RefSeq and is a predicted model, not a curated record. Lineage: Eukaryota; Viridiplantae; Streptophyta; Magnoliopsida; Rosales; Rosaceae. Gene Ontology annotation, molecular function: ATP binding; metal ion binding; ATP-dependent chromatin remodeler activity.
CAGGAUAACACGCAAAAGGUCGAAUACAAAGUGGGCACCUUGCCGAGUCGCGAUUCGCGCGUGAGCUCAGUACCCGCGAGGAGGGAGAGAGAGACCCCAUGCCCGUCUCUUGAAUCCACUGCUCACACAAACAAGUUAUCAGAGUGUGUGAAUUAGGUUUUUUUUGCUUAGAGUGAUGGGUAGAAGGAAGCAAAGGAGGCCCCACCGAUCCGGUGGGGUUGUAUUGGAGAGUCGCAGCAAUGCUGAUCAGGCAGAAUUGGAUGGAAUCAAGAUUUCAAAUGGGGAAUCAGGAAAGAAUGAACUGGAUAAAGUUGAUGAGCCGUAUUUUGUGGAAGUUGAUCGGUCUUGUUGGGUUUUUGACGAGCACCUUGAUAUUGCUGAAGUUGUUUUGACAAAUUUGAAUUUCGGAGAAGGGUUUUCUGGUGAUGGAUUGAGUGGGGAUUUUAAUCAGGAUGAUUACUCAUUAAGGUUUCGAGUGUGCAACGUGAAUGAGUUUAUUGGCCGUAUGAAGUUAGGCCAUUGGCCUGUAUUAUCCUCUGCUGAUAUUUCUUUGGAAUUCAUUAAGUGUCCAACAGAGGAUACGGGCGAGUGCUCGGUGAUUUUAUCAGGGAGUUUUGAUGGACCGGAUGAAGGUAUCUCUGGUCUUGUUCACAUGGCAAGUUUGAGGUUUAUGACCCUAAGGCCAGUUCAGUGGGUUGUGUCGAUUGAUAUGUCCACCAUCACGGUUAGGGUGGAGAUACUUAAGCGUGCGUUUGAUGCUUGUCAGUCACUUCUGGACAUGACUAGGCAAGUCUGGAAAAAAAGUAUGAGGAAUGUCAUGGGUUGGCUUCAUCCAGAAGUAAUGACAUCAGAGGCUAGGUACGGAGUCAGUAAAUCAACAGAAAUGGAAAUUGAUUUGCAUACUGAAAAUGGAUAUGCUAAUUCAGACCCUAGUAAACUAGCAAGGUUUGAUGUCUCUGGGUUCUAUGAAGCCAUUAAGCGAUCAAAAGCAGAUGCAAUGCUUCAAGCUGACAUGCCCGAUUUGCUUCCUGAGUUGAAGCCCUAUCAGCGCCGUGCAGCUUACUGGAUGGUACAUAGAGAGAAAGGAUAUGCAGAAAGUCCGGUCGAAAAGGGAAACAGUCAGUUCAUAUCACCUUUAUGUUUGCCCUUGGAAUUUCUUGACACAUGUUCAAAAAUGUUCUACAACCCAUUCAGUGGAAAUGUUUCGUUGCACCCAGAGAAUGAUUCAGCUUAUGUCUGUGGUGGUAUUCUUGCUGAUGAGAUGGGCAUGGGGAAAACUGUUGAACUUCUUGCUUGUAUAUUUGCGCAUCCGAAGUCGGCAGAUGAAGACAACAUAUUUGCUGAUUCUGAAUCUCAAGCUACCGAAGAUCAGAAAAUCAAUCUUAAAAGAUUAAAAAGGGAGCGAGUUGAAUGUGUAUGUGGAGCUGUGAGUGAAAAUAUGUCAUACACAGGAUUAUGGGUACAGUGUGACAUAUGCGAUGCAUGGCAACAUGCAGACUGUGUGGGUUAUUCAGCUGAUGGAAAAUCCAUCAAAUCCAAUGAGGCCUCUCAAAAGCACCUGAAGAGGAAAAAUACAACCACUGUAGUUGAAAGAGAUGGAAAAUAUAUUUGCCAGCUGUGCUCAGAACUGAUACAGGCUACUAACUCUCCUGUGGCUACUGCUGCCACUCUUAUAAUUUGUCCAGCUUCUAUUUUGCUCCAAUGGCAUUCUGAAAUUAUACGUCAUACCCGUGCAGGUUCUUUAAAAACAUGUAUCUAUGAAGGUGUGAGGGAGAGUUCUUUUUCAAACGCGUCGGAAAUUGAUAUCAGUGAACUUGUUAGCGCUGACAUUGUAUUGACAACAUAUGAUGUGCUUAAAGAGGACCUGUCACACGACUCUGAUAGGCAUGAAGGUGAUCGGCGCUUGAUGAGAUUCCAUAAAAGGUACCCUGUUGUUCCAACCGUUCUGACCAGAAUAUUCUGGUGGAGAGUUUGUUUGGAUGAGGCUCAAAUGGUGGAGAAUAAUGCUGCUGCGGCCACAGAAAUGGCUAUGCGGUUAUAUACUAAGCACCGUUGGUGCAUUACAGGGACUCCUAUUCAACGUAAACUUGAUGACUUAUAUGGACUUCUACGAUUUCUCAAAGCAUGCCCAUUUGAUGGUUCUAGGUGGUGGGUUGAAGUUAUACGAGAUCCAUAUGAGAGGAAAGAUGUGGCAGCUAGGGAAUUUGCUCAUAAAUUUUUCAAGAAAAUUAUGUGGCGAUCUUUGAAAGUGCAUGUUGCAGAUGAGUUGGAGCUUCCUCCUCAGGAGGAGUGCCUCUCUUGGCUCACUUUAUCUCCAAUAGAAGAACACUUUUACCAAAGGCAACACGAAACUUGUGUGAGCUAUGCCCGAGAAGUCAUUGACAGUCUGAAAGAUGAUAUUCGAAAAAGAGAAGUCAGAGGAUGCUUAGCAUCUAAUGAUUCAUCAGAUCCACUCAUCACACACGCAGAGGCAGGAAAGCUUCUGAAUACACUGUUGAAGCUUCGCCAAGCCUGCUGCCACCCUCAAGUAGGAAGCUUUGGGCUUCGUUCUCUGCAACAGUCACCCAUGACUAUGGAGGAAAUACUAAUGGUUCUUGUAGGUAAAACAAAGGUAGAAGGAGAGGAAGCGCUUAGGAGGUCAGUCGUCGCUCUCAAUGGGCUUGCCGGGAUAGCUAUACUCGAACAAAACUUCACCCAAGCUCUAUCCUUGUACAAGGAAGCGCUGGAUUUAGCUGAACAGCACAAUGAGGAUUUCCGCCUGGACCCUUUGUUGAGCAUCCACAUUUAUCAUAAUCUUGCUGAUAUACUCCCUUUGGCAACAAACUGCUGCCCUUCAAAAGAACAGCUUCCUGGGAGCUCUAGGGAAAUGGCCUCCAAGAUACAGGGCAUUGAAACUUGUGAUCAACAUGUAGCGAAGAGGCAAAAACUUUGUGGGAAAGAAGAAAUUGCCAAUGAUGCCAGUAACUCACUGGAAGGUACAUCUGAAUUAUCAGAUAAUGUUCCUGCUGCUCACCAAGAAUGCGAUAAUGGUCCCCAGCCAUCAUGUAGUUCUUUCAGUGAUGCAUCUUUGAGAAUAGCCUUUGACAAUAUUAAACAGAAGUACUUGUCUGUAUUCAGUUCAAAGCUAUCCAUGGCUCAACAAGAGUUUAACAAGUCUUACACACAGGUUUGCAAUGCAAUCAGCGACAGAAAAGAUCUAAGUACAGUUUGGUGGUUGGAAGCCCUUCUUCAUGCUGAAAAGAACAUAGACCUCUCUAGGGAUUUGAUGAGAAAGAUUGAAGAGGCCCUUGUAGGAACUCUAAACAAUGGGAAGUCAUCGAGAAUUGCCUCUCGUUUCCGAAGCAUAAGUGGCCUGAAGUAUCAUAUGCAGACUGGUUUGGACCAAUUAGCAGCAUCUAGGAAGACGUUGCUUGAUCGACUUUUAGAAAUUGAUCAGACGAUGGAGAAGCCAAAGGAGGAGGAUAUUCACCGCGUGAGAAACUGUCGAAAUUGCAAGGGUUGUGAUGAUGGUCCUUUGUGUGUUCUCUGUGAACUAGAUGAAUUGUUUCGGGACUAUGAAGCAAGGCUCUUUCGUAGUGAAAAAGUAGGCGGAGGGACAGCUACAUGUGCUGAAGAGGCUGUGGCUUUGCAGAAGAAGAACUCUGAACUUAAUCGUUUUUAUCAGAAUUUGUCGCAGCCAAAUAAAGAGUCAACAUCAUCCAAUUCUAAUAAAGAGUCAAAGAAGAGAGAUGCUGGAAAAGUUGUGGUUUCAAAAGCUCCAUCUGAAUUAGAGGUUGUUCUUGGAGUUAUAAGAAAUCAUUGCAAGGCCCAAUUAGGGAGGGACGGUACAUCAGAAGCCACAAAGCACCUCCACGCUCUUGAGGGCAUGCGCAAAGAGUAUCCCCAUGCAAGAUCCUUGGCAAUAGCCCAAGCUCAAAUUCUACAAGCUUAUGAUGAGCUUAACAUGGCAACUUCAAGAUUGCGCCUAGCAGAAGAUGAGGAUGAUAAAGCUCUUGAUGCUUUAAGUGAAGAAGAAUUACCUUCAGCUAGCGUCCUAUAUACUAGCGACAAGUUCACAUCCUUAAAUUCGUUGUCUGUUGUAAAAGGGAAACUUCGUUAUUUAAAGGGUCUGGUACAAGCUAAACAAAAGGUGCCGUUGCAAAGUCCAAAUCCUUCCUCGGUAGCUGAAGGGGCAGCCACUAUGCCAACAUCCACGGAACAGAAAAAUGUAUGCAUACCUACAGGCGAUAAAGAAACAUGCCCGGUUUGUCAAGAUCCAUUAACCAUUCGGAAGAUGGUUUUUCCGUGUGGGCAUCUUACAUGCUGUAAAUGUUUAUUUGCAAUUACUGAACGGAAUAACAAGGUUCAAGAUAAGUGGGUAAAAUGCCCAACAUGUAGACAACAUACUGAUGUUGGAAACAUUGCUUAUGCUGAUGAUGGGCAGAGUGAAACUAGUACUUCUUCUGUGCUUCAUACAACCGAAAGUCGUGAAAUGUCUGAAGCAUCUGUUAUGGUACAAGGUUCAUAUGGAACAAAGAUUGAAGCAGUGACAAGAAGAAUACUGUGGAUAAAGUCUACAGAUCCAGAGGCUAAAGUUCUUGUUUUCUCAAGCUGGCAUGAUGUGCUCGAUGUAUUGGAGCAUGCCUUCGCUGCUAAUGACAUUACGCAUGUUCGGAUGAAAGGAGGAAGGAAAUCACAAGUUGCCAUUAGCGAAUUUAAAGGCGAAAAGAUAGGUGCAAAAGGAAAUCACAAGAUACGUGGACAGAAAGAGCAAAGAUCUUUCCAAGUGUUACUGCUCCUGAUUCAACAUGGAGCUAACGGCCUCAAUCUUCUGGAAGCGAAGCAUGUUAUUCUUGUCGAGCCGCUUCUCAAUCCAGCAGUAGAAGCACAGGCGAUCAGUCGGGUCCACCGAAUCGGACAGAAAAGCAAAACCAUAGCUCAUCGUUUCAUAGUUAAAGACACGGUUGAAGAGAGUAUAUAUAAACUCAACAAAAGCCGGAACAGCACUGCAUUCAUCGGGAACACGAAGAAUCAAGAUCAGCCUUUCUUCACAUUAAAAGACAUUGAAUCCUUAUUCGCAACAGUGCCACCCCCGGUACCAGAAACUCGAGGAAAGGCAACUGAAGUUCCCAACGAGAACCCAACGGAAAGUCUACGGCAUUUGCCACCUUCUGUGGCAGCUGCCAUAGCAGCUGAGAAGAGACAUAAGGAGCAGCAUGCAUCUUCUUUGUGACCAUAACUUAGCAGCUCAAGUUAAGAGAAAAGAUAUUUUGUUAGGCUUUUAACCAUGUUUUUUAUUUUUAAUUAGGAUUUUAUUUUCGAAACUAUUAUUUUUCUUGUAUAUAUUGAAUCCUUCAUUAUUUAUUGCUAUUUUUUUUGGAUGUCUGUGAUGUUAAUGGCACACAUGCUAGUCACUAAAUAAUAAAAUCUCUCUCUCUCUCUC